AGAAUGCGAUUCCUGUUGGCCGAUUCCGCGCCUACAAACAGGCUUAGCGCUCCUCUGAAAUGCGGGAGGCUCCUUAACUCUUGUAUAAACAGAAACCAGCCGCAACUUUAGGUCAGAGCGCAUUAAAAUGAGCCGCUUCUGAACGAGCAGCGCCCAGGCCCCAGGCCCUGCUGCGAAGGCCCCGGCAAAGGUCAGGGCCCCGUCCGCGUGACGCUCCUGCCUGCGCGCGGCCAAGCCAUGCUCGUCCCCAGCUCAGGUAACAGAGGCCUUGGAAGGAGACCCUGCGUCAGGUCACCCAGUAGAGAUCAGCAAUCCUUGGCACACUGAGGAGGCUUGGAUUUGCCUCAAAGGGCGCUCCAAAAGUUGAACAGAGAAAUCCCAAGGAAGCUGCCUGAAUCUGCCUGUCUACUCUCGUUCUGCAUCUUACAAAGGACCAUACGAAUCAAGUUGGUGGUUCUGGUUUCCGCCAGCUGUGGAUGCCUUUGACAUUAUGACCGCAGAGGAUUCAACCGCAGCCAUGAGCAGCGACUCGGCCACGGGGUCCUCGCCCAAGGUGCCCGAGGGCGUGGCGGGUGCGCCCAACGAAGCAGCGCUACUGGCGCUGAUGGAGCGCACCGGCUACAGCAUGGUGCAGGAGAACGGGCAGCGCAAGUAUGGCGGCCCACCGCCUGGCUGGGAGGGCCCGCACCCCCAGCGCGGCUGCGAGGUCUUCGUGGGCAAGAUCCCGCGUGACGUUUAUGAGGACGAGCUGGUGCCGGUGUUCGAGACCGUGGGCCGCAUCUACGAGCUGCGCCUCAUGAUGGACUUUGACGGCAAGAACCGCGGCUACGCCUUUGUCAUGUACUGCCACAAGCACGAGGCCAAGCGCGCCGUGCGCGAGCUCAACAACUAUGAGAUCCGCCCGGGCCGCCUGCUGGGCGUGUGCUGCAGCGUGGAUAACUGCCGCCUCUUCAUUGGCGGCAUCCCCAAGAUGAAGAAGCGCGAGGAGAUCUUGGAGGAGAUCGCCAAGGUCACCGAGGGCGUGUUGGAUGUGAUCGUCUACGCCAGCGCGGCCGACAAGAUGAAGAACCGCGGCUUCGCCUUUGUGGAGUACGAGAGCCACCGCGCGGCCGCCAUGGCGCGCCGCAAGCUCAUGCCCGGCCGCAUCCAGCUGUGGGGCCACCAGAUCGCCGUGGACUGGGCCGAGCCCGAGAUCGACGUGGACGAGGACGUGAUGGAGACCGUGAAGAUCCUCUACGUGCGCAACCUCAUGAUCGAGACCACCGAGGACACCAUCAAGAAGAGCUUCGGUCAGUUCAACCCUGGCUGCGUGGAGCGAGUCAAGAAGAUCCGCGACUACGCCUUCGUGCACUUCACCAGCCGCGAGGACGCCGUGCACGCCAUGAACAACCUCAACGGCACCGAGCUGGAGGGCUCGUGCCUGGAAGUCACGCUAGCCAAGCCCGUGGACAAGGAGCAGUACUCGCGCUACCAGAAGGCGGCCAGGGGCGGUAGCGCGGCUGAGGCGGCCCAGCAGCCCAGCUACGUGUACUCCUGUGACCCCUACACGCUGGCCUACUACGGCUACCCCUACAACGCUCUCAUCGGGCCCAACAGGGAUUACUUCGUGAAAGCAGGCAGCAUAAGAGGCCGAGGGCGAGGAGCAGCUGGCAACAGAGCCCCGGGGCCCAGGGGUUCCUACCUCGGGGGAUAUUCUGCUGGCCGUGGUAUAUAUAGCCGAUAUCAUGAAGGGAAAGGAAAGCAGCAAGAAAAAGGAUAUGAACUUGUGCCCAAUUUGGAAAUCUCUACCGUCAAUCCAGUUGCCAUUAAACCUGGUGCAGUAGCCAUCCCUGCCAUCGGGGCUCAGUAUUCCAUGUUUCCAGCAGCUCCAGCCCCUAAAAUGAUUGAAGAUGGCAAAAUCCACACAGUGGAGCACAUGAUCAGCCCCAUUGCCGUGCAGCCAGACCCAGCCAGUGCCGCCGCUGCCGCCGCCGCCGCCGCCGCCGCUGCCACUGUCAUUCCCGCUGUGUCGACGCCACCACCUUUCCAGGGCCGCCCAAUAACUCCAGUAUACACGGUGGCUCCCAACGUUCAGAGAAUUCCCCCUGCCGGGAUCUACGGGGCCAGUUACGUGCCAUUUGCUGCUCCGGCCACAGCCACGAUCGCCACACUACAGAAGAACGCGGCAGCUGCAGCCGCCGUGUAUGGAGGAUAUGCAGGCUACAUACCUCAGGCCUUCCCCGCUGCUGCCAUUCAGGUCCCCAUUCCUGACGUCUACCAGACAUACUGAGGCUGGUGACCGGAGUGAAGACAGACCACACAAACGCCACUGAAGGAACGCUUGACUAUUUAUGAAGAAAGAAUGUGUUGGAUUCGCACAUGCAACCUGAAAGUGAAGAAUGUUCAGAUGUAUUCCUGAAAUAUUUUAUACACAUGAAGUUUUCACUAGUUUUUUAAGACUGUUUUCAACUUAGCAGGCCUGCGUUCAUACAUUUCCAAAAGACUCGCCUGGCUCGUGCCUUCAUAGCAUCUUUUAAAAAUUUGUAUGCUAUACUACAUUUGUAUACAGGUUUUUGUUGUUGUUGUUGUUGUUGUUGUUGUUUUAAGGAUAUAUUUUCAGUAUGAAGGUUAUUUUCUUAACUUCUGCACUCCAGAGAUUUCUAUUUUGUAGUACCUUCAAUAAUAUAUCAACUAUAUAUUGAAAAAGCACACUUGAGCAGCUAGGGAACUAUUUUGAAAAAUAGAUUCAAUAUUUAAAGAUACAAACAGUAGUGCUUAAAAAUACUACAUAAAACAUUAUUAUAAAGGUUAUACUGGAAAGUGCAAUUUUAAAAUGAGGAAAACCUCUGUAUUUCUGCUGGCAUUAAGGGUUGACGGUGUCACCAUGUAUCAUCCAUAGCAGUACUAUUUUUUAAGAGAAAUUCAACACUCAAUCUCUCCUUAAGCCAACAUGAAAAAGACUUGCCACACUCCUGAGUCCGAACACUGGAACGCUGUCCUCUGCCACCAUUAACCGGGGCUCAUUCUCCAUGUGCCUUAGCCUUAAACGUUCCCCCGAGACCCCGCCUCUCCUCACGUCCCCUCCUCCCAGAUUCCUGGUCCCAUCGCAAUGUCUGGCAAGUCUAGGACUGAUGAAUAGCUCUGAUAGAAGAGCUGGUGGCUUUUAUACUUCUUCCUGGGUUUUUGUCGGGGUUUGUUAUUUCGUUGUAUGUUUUUUUGUUUUGGUUUGGUUGGGGAAGUAUCAUCUUCUAUGUAUGCUAUUUUCAGUAGCAGAGUAAGCACAGGUUUUAAUCAGGUUGCAUAAGACACCUUUGCAUAGCUAUUUAAUUGCCCAUUAUAAAACUUUAAGGCCAUUUCUAAUGCUUUUAUUAGUUUUUGAAGUAUGAGUUUGUAGGGACAAAGAAUGUAUGUGAUUGUAGACAAGACCCCCUAGAGACUCUUGUCAGAAGAAAGUGAUGCUUCUAGUUGCCUUAUCAAGUUUCAUGCAGAAAUGUCCGUGGUCCUCAAGAGUGUUGGAAACAUUAUGUUUAUUAAAUGGGCCUCUCUUCUCUUGCCAUGCACUUGAUGGGCAAACUGAAUUGGGGCGUACACAUCCAGGAGGAGGAAGAGAGACCUUGAGAAGUUUAAAGAUAGUUUGUAAAUAUCUUCUAAUGCUUGUUUUUAGUCCUUUUAUGUUGCAGAAGUUUAUGAUACGUAGUUUAAUGCAAAGUGAAACCAUUUUAUUUCAAUGUUAUUAAAAAGGUUUGUUUUAUUAGGAAGUUAAUGUAUUGUUGCAGUGUUUUGUGCCUGUUUAAAGGCUUUUUGUUUAGCAGAAUGAAUGUAAAAUACAGUAAAAUGUUAAGAUUGUCAUCUACUUUUUUUUGGAACUAUAUCAACUUGGAAUUUUUUUUUUAAAAGGCUCAAUCAAGGAAGUGAGGUGUGCAAUAAGGUAGCAAGUAUGCAGUUGCAUUUUUAUGUCAUGUUAGAGAUCCAUACAAUCUUCCCACUCACGGGGUUUUUCUUGAUGGCUGAAUUCCUGUGGAUUAAUAAGAGGAUCAUGCCCUUAGCAAGUACUUUUGUUUUGUUUUAAAUUAAGAGAUUCCCAAAUGCCUUUCUCCCCCCUCAUCUUGAGAUGAGUUUUUAUAUAUAAGCAAUAUUUAUUUAACUAUUCUAUAAAAUUAUUGAGUGCCUGCUGAGGCCUUUAAAUAUUCCUAACAUUCCUUUCCAUCAUUCUCAAAUGACAUAAAGUAAUUGUGCAAUGUUCCUGAUGAUGUACCCCGCAAGCUGCAUCCAAACUCGAAUCUGUUGGAAUGAGUGACCCAACAAAAUGUAAUUCAGAUCAGAUCCUCAUCCUUUGUGCAAAAAAAAGUACUCUCCUUCUAGUGAGGGACUGUCACAGAGGUUCACUGGAUGAAACUCUGACCCAGUAUUCUUACUGUAUUUUACAUAUGCCUGUAAAUUAUUUGCAAAAAAAAAAAAAGAAGAAGAAGAAAAGAAUGAAAGAAAAUUAAAAAACCAAAAAACAAUGAUGCCUUAACAUGGCAACCACCAAGCUCCCUUAAAAACAAAUGUUGGUGACAUAGCCAGUUAAGUAUCAGUGAGCCUCCUACCUGGGACUUAUCUGUUCCUACUGUUUCAAAACCAUUUCAUGUACACUACUGCUGAGGUAAGUUUAUAACUUGAAAUGUGAACUUUUUUUUUUUUUUAGGGUUAAGAACAAACUAUAUAAAUAUAAAAAAAAAAGUUUUAGAGUUCUGUUUUCAAACAUUGCUAGUAGUUUAGUUAACUUUAGCUGCUUUAUAUUUGAAAAGCUUUUAUUUAGAUCUUGCUCCAUUUACAAUACAUUCUUAGGAUGUAUGUAGUAAAUAAAGCUUUCUUUAAAGCGAUUGCAAAA
Saimiri boliviensis boliviensis (Bolivian squirrel monkey) is the source of this 4852-nucleotide messenger RNA. RefSeq names its product RNA binding motif protein 47 (gene RBM47). Gene Ontology annotation, molecular function: RNA binding. Lineage: Eukaryota; Metazoa; Chordata; Mammalia; Primates; Cebidae. The record is from RefSeq and is a predicted model, not a curated record.